Clupea harengus (Atlantic herring) is the source of this 3775-nucleotide messenger RNA. It is a transcript of the gene ankrd6b, whose product is annotated as ankyrin repeat domain 6b. Gene Ontology annotation, molecular function: protein binding. Gene Ontology annotation, cellular component: cytoplasm. NCBI's taxonomy places the organism in Eukaryota, Metazoa, Chordata, Actinopteri, Clupeiformes, Clupeidae. The transcript has 15 exons. The record is from RefSeq and is a predicted model, not a curated record. Bases 176 to 2542 code for a protein of 788 amino acids.
UCCUGCAGGCUCAGAGGAGGGCAUGAGAGUGGGACUCUGGGAGCGUCACACAGUCAACGUCCACUCCUCGUUCCCUCCACGUGUCCCCGUCUCGUCCCCCUGAGCUGGUCAUGAGGUAGAGGUCCCAGGGUCCCCCUGUGUCUGGAGACGCCCUCCCUCCCUCCCUCCCUGCUUCAUGAGCCAGCAGGAUGCUGCUACGGUCCUUGCACUUUCGGAGCGCCUCCUCGUAGCCUCACACAAGGGCCAGGCUGACAAUGUGGUCCAGCUCAUCAACAAGGGUGCCAAAGUUGCUGUCACAAAGUAUGGCCGGACUCCCCUGCACCUGGCCGCCUACAAGGGCCACAUCGAGGUUGUGCGCAUUCUGUUGAAGGCUGGCUGUGAUCUGGACAUUGAGGACGAUGGUAACCAGACAGCCUUACAACGGGCAGCCGUGGUGGGAAAUAGUGACGUCAUCUCUGCUCUCAUUCAGGAAGGGUGUUCUUUGGACAGACAAGAUAAGGAUGGUAACGCUGCACUGCAUGAAGUCGCAUGGCAUGGUUUCAGUCAGUCGGUCAAACUGCUGGUCAAAGCUGGAGCCAAUGUUCAUGCAAAAAACAAGGCAGGGAACACAGCACUACACCUGGCCUGUCAGAAUGGUCAUGCCCAGAGUUCCAAAGUGUUGCUUCUAGGAGGUUCCAGACCAGACAGCAGGAACAACGGAGGGGACACGUGUCUGCAUGUUGCUGCGCGCUACAACCAUGUGUCCAUGAUCAGGAUCCUCUUGGGGGCAUUCUGUUCUGUCAACGAGAAGAAUCAGGCUGGGGACUCAGCCCUGCAUGUGGCAGCUGCUCUUAGCCACAAGAAGACGGUGCGCCUGCUUCUGGAGGCGGGGACAGAUAGCAGCCUCCGCAACAACGCAGGUCUGACUGCGUUGGACGAGGCACGAGAACACAAUAACCCAGAAGUGGCGCUUCUCCUUACCAAGGCCCCUCAGGUCCAGAGUUUCACGCGUGGCAGGAGUGUGAGGAAGCGUCGAGAUAAACUGAAGGCUGAGCGGCGAGCGCAGUCAGUCCCGCGGGAUGAAAUGCUGCCUAGUAAGGAAAGUGUAUCAGCAGCCGAUGACACACAGAGUAGUGACCAGGUGGUGCGCAGAUGCAGAGAGACAAAGAACAACCCUCCAGAGACUCCAGACGCGGCCACAAAGAAGGGCCGGCAUAAGAAGCCCAAAGAAAAGCCCUCCCUGUCGGACCCCCUCACGCGGCGUGAGAACAAGUGUGGUGAGCCCGUCCAGAAGAAGAGGGGCAAGGUGAGAGGCACCUCCCCUCAGGCUCCCCUGCCCCCACCCCACAACUACAAGGCCUACCAGUUGUACACCCUCUACCGCAACAAGGAUGGCAAGAUCAUGCAGGCCCCACUCAAUGGCUGCCGUUGUGAACCCCUCAUCAACAAACUGGAGAACCAACUGGAGGCCACCAAAGAGGAGAUGAAGUCGGAGCUCCACACCAUGCAGGAGCUGAUGAACAGCAAGAUGGGGCAGCUGGACCGCAAGAACAAACACCAGAUCCGAACUUUGGAUAAGAUGACCACGGAGAGAGUAUCGGCAGAGCGGACUGAGUGUCUUCAUCGCAUCGAUCAGAGAGCCACGGUGGAACGAGUAGAAGGAGAAAAGAGACAGCAGGCAUUAGUUAUGAAUGAGCUGAAAAAUUGGUGCUUGUCAAAGAUCCAGCGCAUGGAGAAGCGCUUCACUGGAGAUGGAAAGCUGCGCAGAUCCUCUUCCCUGGCUGACACCCUCUGUGAGGCAGACUCUGACGGAUUGCCUACCCUGUCCAGAGGAAGUGCCCACUGCCUGGCUGGCACACCUCUGCCCGACUCCGCUGAGGGGGGCAGUAACGCUCAUCCUGCUGCCCCUCCUGAAGAGGGCUCAGCCAGCCAUUAUUUUGUGGUUCAGGUGGACAGUUCUCCAGAUGAAAAGCAGCACCUUCCUGAGCCCUCAUCUCAAUAUCUGAACAAGUCCCUCCCUUCAUCUCCCCGUGUGGUACGCCGUAAGGAGCGCUCGCUGCUCUCUGCUGACCCCCGGAGGCCACAGCCAGAAGUGCAGGAAGUGGACCUGCUGGAGCCCGGGGCAGGGCCCAGUCCAAGCUCAGCCCGGGCCAGCAGCCUGUCCCCAGCCACAGAGCGCCGCUUCAACAGCCGGCACGACCACGACCGGGGCAGAGACAGCAGCAGGUUCCACAAGAGACACUCCCGAGGCCGAUCAAAAGCCAAGAAGAGUGCAGGGCUGAUUCCUGCUGAUGGGGCCAAGACGCUUGAAGUGUUUGGGGACCGACCAUCAGAACCCACUUUUGCCCAGGAACGGGACAACAUGCACGCACUGGAGGUGACCCAGUACUUCUUUGAGGCCGUGUCCUCACAGCUGGAGCGCUGGUAUGAGAGGAAGAUCCAGGAGGCUCGGGGCCAGGCUGACCAGAGGGUGCAGGCAGACCGUGCAGCCCUCAUAGACCGCAUCAGCUACCUGGAGGACGAGCUGCGGACACUAAGAACUAAUAAACAAGGGGAAAGUUAGCACUCACUGGAGACUUACUGACUAGAGGCCAUUCAUGAACUUCUCAAAGAAUUGUCUAUACUCUCGCCCAGUUCAGCAAAAAAAAGAAAGAAUUUCUUUAGAUCCAGAGUGGCUUGAUAUUAACAAUGCCCCUUUUAUCCAAAGGCAAAGACGACUCAUGUAGUUCUUGAUAGGCACAUGUCAAAAAUGAAAUUGCUUGCUUGAAAACUGUGAUCAAAAUAAAUCUCAUGCUAUGUCAAACAACUUUGAAACAACUUUGUGAUAUCCAGACAAGUAUAUCUUAAAAUAUGAGUCAGUGAAGCUUACUUAAGUGCUUACUUAAGUGCUUCCUUCAGUGCGGCACCACAGUUAAGUCAUGCUGGCUCAUUCACCCAAACGCCAAAACUCUUUUGAGAUUCCUGGAGAUAGUCAGGAGUUAGAGGUCAGUUUUUGUACACAAAAAAUAUGUAUGAAAAUAUGAACUUGAUCGAUGUUUACAAGUAGCUACAAAUCUUUUCACUUCAAAUUUCAUGUAAGUUUGCCAUGACCAAUGUGCAUGUUACGAUUUAGACAAAGUGCUAUUGUUAUUUUUUACUCCAUAGUGUUAAGUAUGUUACUUUCAGACAUGCUCAACUGUUCUUGUUCAUUCUCCAGUUAGGAACUUUCAUGAUGAAAUCCCUCAAAGAAAUUGUUUUGUACAUUUGAAAGAGGACGCAGCCAACAUGACAAUGUCUUAACUGAAUAAACUUGACUUUUUAAAUCUUUGGAUAUAUUAGACACCUAGAAGUUGUCUCAUAUCACCUCCUGUUUUGUGACCUACAUUAAACCUUAGGACUUUUACAAAAUCAAAAGUUAAAACUGUAAUCGUAAAUACACGGUCUUGCCUGCAUGUUUAACAAAAGUGCUACAGCGUUACCUUCGUUAUUAGUGUCACUAGGAACCAUCUAGAACAUAUGCCAUGUUUCUGUCAUUCAUUUCCAAGGUCAAGUGUCUAUAUAUUCAUGUGGGAAUGAGUAUUUUCUGUAUUAUAAAACUCACAAUGAAUUGUACUUUUUGUAAGUAAGAAGCUGAUUGUUGACUGCUUUCUUUGAAACAUUACUUCAACAAUGUUCAUAGAUUCAUUUGUAACCAGUGUUUCUUGACACUGCAGUGAUCUUGCAGAAGCUUCAUAAUGUAGGCUAUAUUUUCCAGCCCUGAAGUCCAUAACCUGGUUACUACAAUAAAGGAUUUAAACUUCGAACAGAAGGCACGGUA